AAGAGAGAGCAACUCCCAAAAGCCAAGCAUAGAGAAAUUGCCUUCGCGACCCUACACACUGUCCUUAAAAAGAGAGAGAAUAGGAAAUAAAGCCCGAACUUGAGCGUUGAAACCUUGCAACGGAAUACCAACUAGAACAUUACAUCCUGUGAUCCCACAAGUUUCACCCCACACGAAUAAAGCGGAAAAGCUCCAUUCUCUCCUAUUAGCGAGUUAUCAAGGAUCAUUUCAUAAUGGACUCGAAAUCCUCUGUUUUGGUUGUGUGUCCAAACUUCGACGUGUCCAGUCUCUGAAAUCGUGCGGCAACACUUCAUUGGCCUUUUUCGACAUCUACUAUUUAAUACUCCCAACACAUUCAAACAGAUGCCUACCCACACGUCCGCCUCAUCGGCUUUGGUCCUGUCCUCCCGCCUUUGGGCGAACUCGUGGCAGAGACCUCUCAAGGGAGUUCUAUUGCCUUGGAACCUCUUUGGUCUGGGUGGAUGGUUUGUGAUUCUCAUAGCUUACACAAUGCUCACAAGUUCGGUUCAAGCACGGGUUGUACCACAGUACCUGAGAUCUGUUCCCGAAUCAUCCUAUAAAAUACAUCCCCACCACCAUCAUCAUCAUCAUCAUAAACAUCAUCAUCAGCAACAACAACCACAACAACAGCUACAACAUCAACCCGAGAGGCAUCACUAUGCCUCUCCACAGUUCCAGACAGAUGCCAGCUUGGCUCAUUCUGGAAUUUGGUUAAACUUGGCGAUCCCGUCUACCAGAGAUAUUCUCAAUCAAUCACCCAGCCCAGGCCCAGCCAAAACAUCUCUAGCACCGCAACCUGAUCUGUCCAGGCUAGUGAUCCAUUCGGCUCAAACCACAUCCCAGCCAGCCACUGACGAAACUCUCACAUAUGACUCUGAAAACAAAGUGGAAGAGGAGAGGAGGCUAGAAUUGGACCUCGAAGAACACCUGAGACAAGCCCUUCAUCGUCAAGCCCGACAAGCCCCGAAUUUGUGCGUCAAAGACGAAACGGGCAAAACGGAAACCAUUUGUCAGACUUGUUCCGAAAUAACGAACAAUCCAGAAGGACACCAUGAUUGUUGUCGAAACAUUGAAUCAGCCUUCAGUUGGUGCAAGAGAUUAUACGACUUCAGGAGUCGGUUCGGUGGCUAAAUCGGAGGUCUACCUCUGGAUCGAAAUCAAACUCAUAGUUGUGGUAUCUAUUACCCAGACGACCUCUUACUUCCAUAGACACACCACGAAAGAUAUGGACAAUAUCCGCGUCAAUCGACGACGAAUACGAUAAUCAGAAGAAACCAAAGAUUUUCUCAGAAAAUGGCGAGGAAGACACCGGGAUAAAUUUACCAGCAGUAUUCAAAGUAUUUGUUUCCGACAUGACUAUUAUUCCUAUGUUUUACAUUCUGCUCGAUUCUCGUGGAUUCUACCCAAUGUGCUGUCCUUCCUCCUUCGUACAUCAUUAACUUGCAUUGAUAGAUAUUAAAACCGUUACUGAUACA
Molecule: messenger RNA, 1496 nt
Organism: Tigriopus californicus
Lineage: Eukaryota; Metazoa; Arthropoda; Copepoda; Harpacticoida; Harpacticidae
Product: box A-binding factor-like
Exons: 4
Coding region: 364-1152 (262 amino acids)
Source: RefSeq, a predicted model, not a curated record